UUCAAAAAUAAUUAACAGAUUUUAAAAAUAAUUAAUAUCAAUCUAUCAAUGUAAUAAGUCAUAUUUUGAAAAAAUGAUAUAAGAAAUAUGUUAAAGCUUUACAUCAACUUAUUAAAUUGUUAAUCAACCUCUAAAAAAUUCCCAAUUCCCAUUCAACAAUGAAUAAUCUUCCACAGAUUUUAAUUGAUCCAAUUAUUAAUGAAAAGGAUAUAUUAGAGACAACAAAUGAACAACCUGAAGAUUGUAAAUCAUUAACUGUUCCAUUUUCGAAUUUUUUCAUUAACAGUGACGACAAUAAUAAUAAUAAUAAUGUUAACAGUAAUGGUAGUUGUCAUAACAACACAAAUAACGAUCCAAAACAUGAACCUUUGAAUUAUAAUGAUCAUUUAAACAAUAUUAUUGAUCAUUCUAAUAAUUUAGGACAAACUAUAGUUGGAAAAAUAUUUAUAGGACCUUUGAAUUCAUCGCAUUCAUCGGAGAAAUAUCGUCAACUUGUUUGGGUACAAAUUUAUCAGAAAUCAUCAUCAAUUUCAUCAAGACUUAAUACACAAAAUUUAGACAUUCCAACUUUUGUAUUAUUAUUAAAAACAAGAAUAAAUCCAAAAAAUUCUGAAUAUACACCAGAUUAUUAUUCACCUCCUUAUAUGAAAUUCAAUUUAAAGCAUACACGUUCAAGUCCAAUAGAUGAAAAACAUUUUCAUAUUUAUACUCGUUGUGGAGAAGGUAUAACUCUUGAAGGUGAAAUUGCUGAUGAACAUUCUGUAGAUUAUUGGUUAUCAAUUUUUAAUCAAAAUACAAUAAAUCCUAUCCAUAUGGAACUUUUUCGUACAAAUGAAAUAAAAAUACGUUCAGCUCCUAAUUCUCCUAGAUAUGUACGACGACGAAAUAAUAUUGCUACGGAUGUUAAUAAAAAUUCUUUCAUCAAUGAUAAUUCAAUAAAUCGUAGUACACAUUCAAUUUCUCGUACAUGUAUAUUUGAAACACUUAGUGAAACACAAGAAUUAGAAAGUGGAGUGUGAUGGUAAUUUAAAAAAAAAUUUAAUUAUGUAAUCAUCAUUUGUUUUUUUUUGUUCUUUUGUUAAAUGUAAAUUAUCUUACCAUGUUUGUUAUCAUAACAACAUUUUUAAUAUAUUGAUUCAUUCAUAAUCUUUAGUUAUUUGUUCCAAGACUGAACAGAUUAUUCCGAUAAACUAAACAUUCCUUGUAUUAUUAUUAUUAUUUCAUUGUCAUAUUUUAUAAGACAAACGAUUUAUUUUACCGCUUAUGAUAUAACUUUGAAUAAGAUGCUAGAAGAUAAAUCAUUGAACAAUGAAUCAAGAUAAUAGUUGUAUUUUAUUUUAUUUUGAUGAAGCCUUAUUCAUUGAUGUGAAUUUUUGUUUUUAGGACUACUCACUUAUGAUGUCUCCCUUUUUAUUAAUAAAAGAUAAAUGAACAUAGAUUGUAAAUAAAGUAGUUUUGAUUAUUAAACAUUGUAUGUUGUGCC
This is a messenger RNA of Schistosoma rodhaini, 1483 nucleotides long. Lineage: Eukaryota; Metazoa; Platyhelminthes; Trematoda; Strigeidida; Schistosomatidae. The record is from the annotation of a GenBank genome assembly.